This is a messenger RNA of Patiria miniata (bat star), 1833 nucleotides long. RefSeq lists its product as uncharacterized. The transcript has 10 exons. The coding region runs from base 104 to 1420 and encodes 438 amino acids. Lineage: Eukaryota; Metazoa; Echinodermata; Asteroidea; Valvatida; Asterinidae. The record is from RefSeq and is a predicted model, not a curated record. Gene Ontology annotation, molecular function: glutathione transferase activity. Gene Ontology annotation, biological process: glutathione metabolic process.
AAUUUGGAGACAGCUGGAUCACUAACAUAGUAGAACCAAACCGACGAGUACUUACUGUAAGUCUGUAACCUAGUAGAUCGUGAUUUAAUUUCAGCGCGUGAACAUGCCUUCUUACAAGCUGUAUUACUUUGACGGCCGAGGUUGGGGCGAGACGUCCAGAUUGCUGUUUGCAGUAAGGGGCUGUGAAUUCGAAGAUGUACAACUCGAAUACGGCGGGGAUCAGACCAAAUGGAAGGAGCUUAAACCAAAGACUCCUCUUGGCCAAAUUCCCGUCCUAGACGUCGAUGGCAAACAGCUACCACAAAGUCGAGCAAUCGAGGGUUAUCUUGCAAGAGAAUUCGGUCUGUACGGUUCCAACAGUUUGGAAGCCGCGCGGAUCGAUGCUGUUUAUGACACUGUACGUGAACUGAUAGCGAGACCCACAAAGCUGAUAUUUUACGAAAAUGAUGAGGAGAAAAAGAAAGCUGAACUGGCAAAGUACUACGCCGAAGAAGCGCCUCGGCGAAUGGGAGGCCUCACCAGACUGUUUGAAAUGUAUGGAGGCGGCGAGGAAGGAUUCUUUGUUGGAAACAAGAUGUCCCUCGCUGACAUUUUCUUCUUCGCCAUGAUGGAAUACUUCGACGAAAACGAGCUGAAGAAAUAUCCGAAGAUGGAGGCGUUGCACAACCGCGUGGCAACCAAUUCGCGAAUUGCCACCCACAUGAAGAACCGUCCUGCGUACACAUUCAAGGCGUUUCUGUCCACUCGUCUGUUUGACUGCCGACUGAACAGGACACGAACGAGCUUUGCUCCGGUAGAAUCCAAGAUGCCUUCCUUCAAAGUUGUGUACUUCGACGCCCGCGGAAGGGCCGAGCCGACCCGUAUGAUGCUAGCUCACGUCGGCCAGGCGUUCGAGGAUGUCCGAUACAAGGGCGAAGAGUGGGCUAAGGUAAAAGCCGAGACUCCGUUGCAGCAGCUGCCCUUGAUGGAGGUCGAUGGCAAGCCUAUCCCACAGAGCCGGGCCAUGCACGGCUUCGUCGCAAGGCAUUUCGGCUUAAAUGGCGCAAACAACGAGGAGACGACGAAAAUUGACAUCGUGCUGGCCAUCACCGAGGACCUCGUAGACCCGCUGGCCAAGAUUUUGUUCCAAGAAAAAGAUGAGGCCAAGAAGAAGGAGAAAAUGGCGGCUUACUUGAAAGACACAGCUCCCAGAUUCUUGAAGGGACUGGAAGAUAUCUUGAAACACAACGGUGGUGGCGAUGGCUUCUUCGUUGGCUCAAAGAUCUCUCGGGCCGACAUUGUCUACCUCGUUGCCACGGAAGCGUUCAACAACGACGAGGUCCUGAAACAGUACCCGAAGCUGUACGCCUUGAAGGGACGCGUUGCCCAGGACGCCAACAUCGCUGCUUACUUGGCCAAGCGUCCCAAAACACAAUUUUAAACAGAGACACAACAAGUCUACUCAACUUCGGGCAGAACAAAUGAUGAUGUGAAUAUUCCAUAUACCUCUCUGAAUGUGAUAUAAUUUUAAUGUAGAAUUCAGCAUGUGCGUGACGUGCACUGGUUCAAAUGUUUGUGCUGUUUGUUUAACUCUUGGGGGCGCUGUACCCUAUGAGGUCAAAGAGGUCAAUAGAAUACUAAUACCAAAAAGACGUGAUUAUGUGAAACACAGCUUAGAACAUUAAUUUUGAUAAAUGUAAAUUACUUUGUCGUUAUGAUCCAAACUGAUUCCACAAAAUAUAAUGUGUAGGCAUGAUCGUUUAACUUCAUUCGUGUAUGUGGUUGUAAACGGUACGAUGGUUUAAAUAAAUGACCGGAAGUGAUGCUUGUGGGUCAAUUGGAUAUAGACCUAAA